Messenger RNA from Leguminivora glycinivorella, 3183 nucleotides. RefSeq names its product transcription factor p65 (gene Dorsal). Gene Ontology annotation, cellular component: cytoplasm. Lineage: Eukaryota; Metazoa; Arthropoda; Insecta; Lepidoptera; Tortricidae. Gene Ontology annotation, biological process: inflammatory response; regulation of DNA-templated transcription; canonical NF-kappaB signal transduction. Gene Ontology annotation, molecular function: DNA binding; DNA-binding transcription factor activity. Bases 579 to 2426 code for a protein of 615 amino acids. The transcript is spliced from 16 exons. The record is from RefSeq and is a predicted model, not a curated record.
UGCGGGUGUGACGUCUGAUGUUAAAGUUUCUUACGCACACUAACGCGCCAGCAUUAUUUUUGUCGUGACGCUCACUUCUUCCUUCUUUGUAAAGGCGUUUAAACUAAUAUUUUCACCCAAUCUGUUAAAGUCUCCAAUUGUAUUAGCAUAUCAGCGGUUUACUUAUUAACUUUGUAGUGUUUUUAUUGUGAUAAUCAUCUAAAAGUGUCAGUUGUCAAGACAUAACCUCUGAUUAAUUUCUUGGAACCGUUCGUGCUACGUUCGAGACGAGACCUUGAUAACUAGUUCCUUGGACAAACGAAGAGACAGUUAUUAUUAUAGGAUGCUCAUGGAGGUACGUCUUUAGCUUACAUCGGUAUUGUGUUGUGGCGGUCGAUCGUGUGCGUUAGUUUUAAUCAGAAAAGUUUGAUCAGUGAGGUGGUGUGUUCGAGAUUACAGUUUUUACAUUUUGCUGUUAAUAGUGCGUAGCGGUCAGUGAUAUGUCGAAUUUCAUUAAAUGUGCGAUCUGAUUAUCGAGUGCGACCGCCAAGGAGCGCUGUGUGGCGUCGACAACGCAUUUUUAAUCGUAUUAAAGUGCGAUGGACGACAUCGGAGACGCCCUGCAGGGUGUAGCGCACAAUGACGAAGAGGCUCCCCCCGACCUGAACAUAAGUGAAGUGUUACAUGCCAUCUCGAUAGCGGACCCGACGUUCGGCGUCGGCGUGGAGGAGAUGUACCGGCAGCCGGCAGUGGCACCGCCGACGGCGCCGCAGCCUACCGGGGCUCCCAAGAUGCCCUACGUGCGUAUCAUCGAGCAGCCGGCCGGCAAAUCGUUGCGGUUUCGAUAUGAGUGUGAAGGACGGUCAGCAGGCUCCAUUCCCGGCGUGCACAGUACGCCGGAGAAGAAGACAUACCCCACCAUUGAGGUGGUCGGCUACACGGGCCGCUUCGUCGUGCUCGUGUCGUGCGUCACCAGAGAUAAACCUUACAGGCCGCACCCCCACAACCUGGUGGGCCGCGAGCCGCUGUGCAACCGCGGCGUGUGCACCGUGGAGUGCAACGCGGACACCUCCGUCGUGCAGUUCAGCAACCUCGGCAUCCAGUGCGUCAAGCGCAAAGACAUCGCGGAGGCUCUGCGCGUCAGGGAGGAGAUCAAAGUGGACCCUUUCAAAACUGGCUUCAGCCACAAGAACCAACCCCAAAACAUCGAUCUGAACGCCGUCCGGCUGUGCUUCCAAGUGUACAUCCCCGGCGGCAACACCAGCAAGAUCAAGCAGGCGCUGGCCCCAGUGGUCUCUGACGUCAUCUACGACAAGAAGGCCAUGUGCGAGCUGCAGAUCAACCGGCUCAGCACGUGCGCGGCCAGCGUGCGUGGCGGCACCGAGCUCAUACUGCUCUGUGAGAAGGUGACUCGCGACGACGUGGACGUGGUGUUCAGCCAGGCGUUCGACGACGGCUCCGUGUGGGAGGCGUCCGCCAACAUCGUGCUCGUGCACAAGCAGGUCGCCAUCGCCUUCCAAGCGCCGCCCUACCGAGACCCCACCUGCAUGGAGAACGUGAAGGUGAAGAUAUUUCUGAAACGAGUAUCGGACGGCGCCCGCAGCGCGCCGGUGGACUUCGAGUACACGCCCGACUACGCAGAUUCGGAUUAUUUAAGUAAUAAAAAGCGGAAGACGGCGCAGAAUAUAGAUUCGUUCUUAGCUUCGUACAAGCAAGACAUGGGAUUUCACGAAUCUGCCAUCAAAAAGGAACCGAGAGACGCCAGUCCGGCGCUGCAGAUCCACAGUCCGCCGAUGGCGGCCGUGAGCCCGCACUACCCCAGCGCAGCGCAGUACCGUGACCCCGCUGAGCAGUACCAGCCGUGGAUGCCACCGGAUCCGUCGCUAUGCGUGCCGAACACGAACCCGUUUCUGCCGCACGCGGGCGACCCGCGCGGCUACUGGAGCCCGCAGAACUUCGCGCAGGCCCCGUCGCCCAACCACGCCGUGUCGCCCAACAUGCUGGGAUUAGGAGAUGCAAUGUCACCGCAACACCGGUUGUCGCCGAACAUGCAAAACAUGGCGGGCCCCGGCAUGGCGAUGAACCCGGGCAUGGUGCAGAUGUCGCCGCUGCAGGGCGGCGUGUCGCCCGCGCACCAGCCCGCGCCCAUGCUGCACACGUCGCCGCCGCACAUGCAGCCCAUGAUGUCGCCGCUGCAGGGCGCCGUGUCACCCGGGCACCAGGCCUCCCCCAUGCUGCACGCGUCACCGCCGCACAUGCAACCCAUGGCAUGUCAACCUACUGGACAGCCGCCAGACCUAGGGACGGCGCCUUCUCUGGACAGCGACAUGCAGUUCAACUCGGCCGACCUCUCCGGCAUCAUCGCCACCCUCGGCCCGCCCGAGCUGUCCGACAGCCUGCGCGCGCUGUCCACCGGCGAGCUCAUACCCACCAUGCAACCAAUGUAAAACUAACCAAAUAUUGGCGAGCUGAAGGGUUUUCUGGAGCUGGCAGCCGGGAUGAAGACCAAAGACAUCUGUGACCAGUUCUAGCUGAACUGGACCAGAGUACCGCGAGUGUCUAGCCUGGUUAAUUUCCGCAAUCUUGUGAAAUAGUCGUCACACGACACGACGAAUUAAAGUUAUUGCGAGGAAAAAGAAGUUUUCGACUUAUGAGUAUGACAUGUAAGAUAAUACGAGAGUCUUACGUUUAUGACUAUUGCUUCUCGAAGUUGGACUCAGGCAUUAGUGAAAAAACUUAUCGUGCUUUUCAUAAUAUUCGGGAAGCAAUUCUUCCAGGGCUAUGGAACGAUGGAAAGUUAAUAAUAUGUGACAGUAGUGUAUGAAAAUUAAGUGCUAUGUAUUUUUCUUAAUUAGUAAUAUAUAUCUAAAAGUCCAAUCAAAUUGUGCUCUAGAUAAGGAUAACUUAGAUGGCCUGCGAUAUUUUUUAUAUUUCCAUGUGCCUGAAUUUUGAGUGUGUGACUGACGCUGUCUGUGACUUCUUCGUCGAAUGGGCUUUAUGAAUGAAUUAAGAGUUAUAAGACUAUAGAUCUAAAAUGUUGUUAUUUGUUUUAUGCGGCAUCAUAUUGUUCGAUAAACUUUUAGAAUAUUUAAUAUAUGACUAGCAAAGAGGUUUAAGUCUGUAAAUCUCCCAAAUUUUUCUGUGUCUUGGUCGACAAUGUAGUGAACCGUUUUAUACAAAACCAGAGUACAGCAUUAUCACAAU